Triplophysa rosa is the source of this 2721-nucleotide messenger RNA. Its product is annotated as GTPase IMAP family member 8-like. The transcript is spliced from 10 exons. NCBI's taxonomy places the organism in Eukaryota, Metazoa, Chordata, Actinopteri, Cypriniformes, Nemacheilidae. The record is from RefSeq and is a predicted model, not a curated record. Gene Ontology annotation, molecular function: GTP binding. The coding region runs from base 210 to 1895 and encodes 561 amino acids.
ACGGUGCAUAACGAAAGUGAAAGAGUUUUUCAAUCAGGUCAAACCAGCAUGACUGUGCUUUUCAGCUCAUAUCUGUAAGUGGCGUCGGCCUACACAGCUCGACACGAUAAAUUGAAAAAUUUCAAAAUACAAACCCGAUAGCUACUUUCCUGUGUGAAUACAUCAUCUUAAACACGAUUUGAAUAAGCAGGGUUGAGGAUAACUCAAGGAUGGAAAAAGAGAGCUCCAAAACUAGUUCAGAGGGAGUCAAUCUAUGCAUAGUUGCAGCUGGGAAAACAUAUGGAACUAAUGUGAGAAUGAUUGACAUUCUAAGCGACCGUAUUCAGAAUUUGAGUACAGUUUCUUCAGUGGAUGAAAGCAACGUUGUUUUGGUUUUCUGUCCUAUCGUUUCACGAGCUGGAACUGAUAUUGAAGCAGCACUGAAACGAUUCACAGACUCCACAGCCUCUAAACUGAAGGUUCUAGUGGUGCUACAUCACACAUUUGAGCCAGAGAAAACUGUACCAGACAGCAGCAGAUGUGUCAACAGGACAGAUAUACUGACAGUGGACUGUCUGUUCUAUGAAGACACAGGAUUACUGAAGUGUCAGAAGAAUUAUGACGCAAUCGACAAAGUUGUGAAAUGGUUAAUACAGCAGGGGAAGAAAAUUGGUGUCAAUGUACGUCCAUGUCAGACUCCCUCCAGGAACAGCUUUUCAAAAAUGGUCUCAAUUCUCACAAUGUCGCGAUCAAGCAAUAUGUGUAUGCAGCCUGAAAGGAAAUCUGAGUCAGUGCAGAAAAAUAUAAUGGAAACAGAGAACUCCAAACCUAGUACAGAGUUGUGUAAAAAAUCAAAGCACAUUGAAGAGACAGAGAGACGUUUAGCAGAAAGUGACAAGAAGAUAAAACAUUUGGAGACUGAAAAAAAUGACCUUCUUAAACAUACAGAUGAACUACAAAAGCAAAUUCAGCGUAAGGACAAAACAAUAGAAGAACAAGACAAUCUUCUCAAAAAAACAAAAGAAAAACUGUCACAAACAACCAGAGUGGUUGAGGAGAAACAGAAACAAAUUGUGGAGAAAAACGAAAAACUAGAAAAUAUGAAAAAACUGAUAAGUGAGAAAGAGACAGCGCUAAAGAGUGCAGUGGUUGAGAUGGAAGCCAGUAAACUUCAGCUAACUACACUGAGAACAGAACUACAGGAAAAUGUCAGACAGCUACAAGAUGAGAGAAUAAUAAAGAAACCAUCUUCACAAUCAGCUGUUCAAGUAAGAAGAAACAGCAAGCACACCAUUGAACCAGAAAUGAGUGGGGAAACCUCAAAUCCAGGAUGUUUGGAUUCUGGAUCAGAGCUCAGGCUGGUUCUGCUGGGCAGUGCUGGAUGUGAGAAGAGCUCAGCAGGAAACAUCAUCCUGAACAGAGAGAAGAAUCAGACUGAUACAUCAGCAGAGACACAGAAGAGUGAGAGCAGACAGGAGGAGGUGGAUGGGAAGCAGGUGACUGUGGUGGAAACUCCUGACUGGUUCUGUCCUGAACUCUCUCUGGAGGAGGCGAGACAAGAUGCGAGACGCUGUAUCCGUCUGUCUGCUCCAGGACCUCACGCCUUCCUCCUGGUGAUACCAGUGCAGAAGUCUGCUGGAGUAAAGAGAGAGAUGAUGGAGGAAAUGGAGGAGAUUUUGGGGGAGAGAUGUUGGAGGAACAGCCUGGUCCUUUUUACUGUUACUGAUGAAGAACAAGAGAAGAACAUUGAGGAUUUUGUUCAAUCGGGGAAUCAGGAGAUCCAGAGACUUGUAGAGAAAUGUGGGAACAGGUUUCACUGUCUCAACAUUCAUCAGAGUGAAGAUGGUUCACAGGUGUCAGAACUGCUGGAGAAGAUUGAGAAGAUGGUGGAAGGAAACACAAAGAUUCAGCAGUGAGAUCUACUUGCAGACUGAAAGACAUGUGAGGGAAAAAGAGGAAUUUAAUAAAACACAGGAAGAUACAAUCAGGCUGGACAGGGAAGAACAGAAGGUUUAAUUCAAAUUUAUAGCUGAGUGCAAUCUAAAACUAUAUAUCAAUACGACGCUGCAGUGUUGUCACAAAAGAGCUAAUCAAAAGAAAAUAUAGAAAAAUCUAUUUUAAUUGCUGUUGUUAGAUGUUUUUUUUUUAUUGUGACCUUAGCUAUUGAUUCCAAAAACAUUGGUCUUUACCUAUUCAAGUAGAUAGGACGUAGUGUUGUAUAACUGAAAUACUGUAGCUGCCAUGAGUGACAUUUAAAAUAUAGCCGCCUAGGAAUUUAAUACAUCUAUAAAUUUAAUUAAUAUUGAUGAAUGGUGAUGCAACAACCUACAGUCAUAAUGGAGAGCAGUCAUACGAGUCUUAUCAUUAAUAAUUGCUCUGCUUUUUAACAUCAUCUCAGAGCAUCCAACUUGUGUCUAAAUCAUCUGAACAAGUAUGUUUUAUGCAAGUUUUCAAACAUAUCUAAACAUAUUUAAUAGUUGUGGGAGAAAACCAUGCAAUGUACAGUAAGGGUUCUGUGUUGUUGUUGUUUUUUAUUUUGUUACAGGUGUGUGUUGAGUACCAUGUGUAUACCUGGCAUUUUCUUGUUGACAAUUAUUGUUGAUGUGUACAGUACAUGCAGUUUCAUGCCAUUCUCUUUUGUUCUUAGUCAUUGUCUCAUAGUUUUAAAAUAGCCUAGGCCUACCUUUCAUGUCGCAUUUAUUAAACAUUCUUGGGGGAAUGAUCCUAAUAAAGGAAAUACAC